Messenger RNA from Ipomoea triloba (trilobed morning glory), 2624 nucleotides. Its product is annotated as neurochondrin. NCBI's taxonomy places the organism in Eukaryota, Viridiplantae, Streptophyta, Magnoliopsida, Solanales, Convolvulaceae. The transcript is spliced from 18 exons. Bases 70 to 2019 code for a protein of 649 amino acids. The record is from RefSeq and is a predicted model, not a curated record.
UUCCCUCCGCGGUUCUGGAACUCCCUUUCCUGUUUGCCAGUUCUGCUUCUUCUCCGAUCAGUAUCUCCAAUGGAAAACCAAGCUUCGAGCAGUGGAACUUCAUCUUCAUCUCAGUCUCAGCCACCUCUGCAACCGUCGCUUAACGAUUGCCUGAAGCUCCUGAGAGGUGAGAGAGACGAGCAGCGGUUAGCCGGCCUACUUCUGGUAACGAAGUUCUGCAGUAAGGAUGACCACGAUGCCAUUCGGAAGGUAUACGACGCCGUUGGGCCUCAAUUCCUCCACCGCCUCUUGCGGACUGGAAUGGGGAAAGGAGAAGCAGACGGUGGUCGAAAGGAGAAUCGUGAUGCUUACUUGCAGUUAUCUAUCACCGUGUUAUCAGCAUUUUGUAGGGUUCCAGAGAUUGCAGCCUCGGAGGAUGUGGUUACGAAGAUACCUCUUAUUCUGGAGGUUAUGUCCCAAGAGUCAGUGCCACCUCUCCUAGAAGAGUGCUAUGAAAUUUUACUUUUAGUAUCGAGAGCUCAUGAAGGAUCAGUCAUGACCUUAUAUACAUCUGGUAUCCUGGAGGUUCUAACUUUGCAAAUGCCUUCUUUCCCAGAUGGUUCACAUUUGAUGGAGCUUGCCAUGUUACUCAUUCAGUUGAUUGUUAGCAAGGUUCCUGAAGAAAGAGUUUACUCCGAACAUGCAACAGAACUGUCAUUGCUGGUGGUUGUAAUAGCAAAGCAAUUUGCUAUACUGCAAAAUGCCCUGAAAUUUGAAGCACUCUACCUCCUAUCAUCAAUCAUGUCAAAUAAGUAUUCUGCACCAGUGCAUGAUGCUCUUUCCUUAAUAUCUAAUGAUGCCUGGUCAACUAACUUGCGAAUUGGCAUUGUGGAUAUUUUGCAAAACCGAGUUGCACCUACAUCAAAGUUUCAGGCACUUGUCUUGGCUGAGUGUGUCAUGUCUAUUGUCGGUGAAGGGUGGCUUAUUGGGGAGAUGAACUUACCUAAUGCUAAAUAUUCUCUUCCCGCAGAUAGAUGUGUAAUGCUUGUUUUGGAGUCAGCUAGGGUUGAAGUUGAUGUUAUCCUAAAUGAGCUUGGAUAUUUGAAGUAUGAAGCCCCCAAGGAUUCUUUGUCAACAGCUGAGAACGUUCUAGUAAAACAAAGGAAUCUUGGUGUUACUUUCUCUUUGUUGGAAAAAGUAAUCAAAUUUGUAUCAUCUUUUGCUGAAGCUGAAGAGCCACAUAUGAAUUCCAUCAUUAGUGAGAGUACUUUCUCAAAGAUUAUUUUGGGUCUCAACAAGACAACUGAUGUUGUUCUAGACUACCUGAAAGAUGCCAAGGUGCAUGAGCUGAGGAAAGGAGAUGAUCUUUUAGCCUCGGUGCGAAUUAUUGGGAGUUAUCUUGCAGAAGCACCUGAUGCAUGCAGAGAAAAAGUCAUUGAGCUUUUAGAUUUCAUGCUCUCAGUUGAAGGGGAAAUGGAGCAUAGCCCAUUCUACUCCAUCUGUUUCUUGCUUCCAAUGCUUUGUCAAUUAACUGUGAAGGCUUCUGGAUGUAAAGUUUUAACUUCUUCUGGAGCGUUUAGAUCUAUUGUUGGAUGCCUCAUAAAUUUGAUUAACAAAAAAGGUUACGAGAAUGAGGAUGACGGUUCCAUACUGUUGGCAUGUGAUACCAUUUUAAAUGUUCUUCUAAAGAGGGAGCAAAUUCAAUUUCCUUUAGAUGACCCCAUCUUUGUCAAACUGUUGGAAGCAUUGUCAUAUUCAACAGAGGAUUCAGAUGACCAACAGAGAAUUAUGAUGGCAUCAAGCAUCUGCUCGCUUAUACUUGGUGCAACAUCUGAGGCAGCUCUUCUUAAUCAUCCAGAUUUUGACAUUGGCAAGCUAAGUAGUCUGUCAAAGCUCAUCAAAAGAAGUUUGACUUUGUGUGGUCAGGGUCUGACAUCUAGCUACUCUAUAACAGCAAUGGAUCUUGAUCAGAUCAUUAGCUCAGGAUAUUCGCAAUGGGUUGACCGGUUUCCCCAUAUUAGAGAAGCCGUGGAGAGAUGAUCGAUUAUUUUCCCUUGGUUCAGUGAGUACGAUUGGUUCCUUUUGUGUGGUAUCUUUAAGCUGAAGGAAAUUUUGUAUGCUUGCAAAUAUCAUCUUGAAAGUAGUAAUACAAGCAAAGGCUGCAUUUCAUGUUAUAGUGUGUUCAUGUCACUACAAAUAUGUAGACAGGUUUCAGAGAUAGAUGUUGGCGUCUUUAUCAGAUUAGAGCAAAAUACAAAUUUCAGGUCCAUCGAAUGCACUGGUGAAGAAACUAAGAAGCUGAUUGGCCAAGCGCGCUAAAAGUCAUUAUAUUAACCAUCUUAGUCUUUAUAUCUGAAUCUGAAAUAGAUUUGUUAUGAUAUAUAUUGGUUGAGUGAAGUAGGGGUAGAAAGAGCUUGUCUUUUGGAGAUUGUUUUAUGAUGAGGCUAGAUGUUUAGUGAAAAUGGAGAGUUUAGAUUUAUAUAUAAAAUAAUGAUAAGAGAAGCUUUUUGGCAGCUAGAAUUAGUUGAGAAAUGUUUGUCCAUGAUUGAGUUGAAGUUUGUGUCGUUACUCCUUAUCUGUUCAGUGAUUUAACAAAGAGACAAUUUGCUUAAUUCUUAAUUUACCCACAUGGAAGUGUAUUUUUA